CACUUUACAGUAUCAAACUUCCGAGUCGUGUGAAAAGUUCACUCUCGCAACAGCUAUCGUUCAAAUUACAGUCUCAUUUCUACAAGCAGCAGCAAAUAUGCCUCCUAAAUUUGGUGGUGGUGGCGAGAAGUGUGUUAUCUGCGAGAAGUCGGUGUACGCUAACGAGAGGAUUGAAGCCGGCGGCGUCGCAUUCCACAAGUUCUGCUUUAAAUGCAGUGAAUGCAAAAUGCAGUUGAAUUUGAACAACUAUGCACAGGACGCUAAGACGUUGUACUGUAAGAACCACUUCGCCUCCUGUGUGACGGCAAAGAACACGCAGGCGCCGGUGUUUUAGUGGUCCAACAGGCGAACACAAGAAGCAGGAAGAAAUCACUUUCAACUAUACAUACCGUCCAUAUUUUCUUUCCUGUCAACCUUUGCUAGAGACGCUUUACAUACUUUUUCUCUGAUUAAUGUGUGAGGUAUUUAGUUAGUAAUUUCGGGAAACAGUUUUGAAUGUAUAUGACAGUGCAGUGAAUGUAUUAGGAAGAUGGAGACGUAGUUUUGUAGCCGUUUAUUUUGCUUUGUAAAUAUCAUUGUUCCUUUCCAAAUGUAUUAUUUCACUUGUUAUUUCUACCAGCCCAUGCAAGAUUUAAAGAGUUAAUGCAAUGUUCAUUUGAAUUGUCAUCGUAAGCUAACUUUUAUUACGAUGUCAAGUGAUUACAAAUCUUCUGAUGUCCUGAUUGAAGUUUUUCGAUACUUAAAUUGUCUAACUUCAGUAUCGUUGUUAUGAACAAACCUACCACCAAUGUACAUGAAAAUCUGUCUAACAUUCAAACCCCCGCUGAGGUUAUAUGAGACACUGAUCAAAGUGUUGAAUAAUCUACCCGUUCUCACCGAAAAUAUAUUCAAACCUUUACCUUUGACAUUUCGCGACUUGUAUUAAUCUGAAAUAAUCCAAAUGUGUUCAUCACGAGAUAUCGUGAUCCAGUGGUAUAUCGAGGGAGAUGACUCUAAUAAUAACGACUGGAAAGAUAAUUAUGUAGUGAACUGUAUUUUAUUUUGUUUAAAGUGUAUCAAUUCUUAUUUAUAUCAAGUUAUGUUUAAAUAAACAGUUUCAUAAAUA
Mizuhopecten yessoensis (Yesso scallop) is the source of this 1105-nucleotide messenger RNA. Its product is annotated as LIM domain-containing protein WLIM2b-like. Gene Ontology annotation, cellular component: actin cytoskeleton; plasma membrane. The record is from RefSeq and is a predicted model, not a curated record. Lineage: Eukaryota; Metazoa; Mollusca; Bivalvia; Pectinida; Pectinidae. The coding region runs from base 98 to 334 and encodes 78 amino acids. Gene Ontology annotation, molecular function: actin filament binding. Gene Ontology annotation, biological process: actin filament bundle assembly. The transcript is spliced from 3 exons.